Molecule: messenger RNA, 436 nt
Organism: Medioppia subpectinata
Lineage: Eukaryota; Metazoa; Arthropoda; Arachnida; Sarcoptiformes; Oppiidae
Source: the annotation of a GenBank genome assembly
AUGCUGGCAAUACCCGGGACUGUGGGUCAGGAGUGCUUAUGUACGGCUAAAUUUGUUGGCGAGUAUUGCGGUAACGAAUUAAAUGUGGGCUCAGAAGCGAGUAAUUGUAGUCAAGAUCUGAUAUACUUUUGUGGCAAAAGUAAUAUGAGAAAGACUGCAUACGAGUUGAGGGCGUGUACUGAGGGUAAGGGCUAUCCGUGCAAUACCAAAGAAAAUAAAGACAACCCAUGCUUUCAAAACCUUCGCUGCAAUUGUGGCGAUAAUAACAGUCGACGCAAGAAGUAUUGCGGAUCAGAUCUGGUGGGCCCGGGAUGUAAGCCUAACAUUGUGUACAAGUGUCCGAUGUUUAGGUCAAGCAAACUGCAAGUGGAAGACGCCUGUCCUAAUGGAUGUAAAGAUGGUAAAUGUAUCAGAUAAAAGCUCAACAAUUUUCACC